Molecule: messenger RNA, 3689 nt
Organism: Porites evermanni
Lineage: Eukaryota; Metazoa; Cnidaria; Anthozoa; Scleractinia; Poritidae
Source: the annotation of a GenBank genome assembly
AUGCGUAAAGAUUCCAUUGCAGAGCCCUUCUAUGGCUUGGUUGGGGAAGUAUUUGAGCUUAAAGGAGGUAAUUAAAUUCCGCCUAUCAUUGUGCAAACUAAGAAAGUCGUGCCCGAUAGCCCGGGGCUAGUGGAUUUUGCUAUCGGGCUAGUGAUUUUUUGGGGGAAAUUCAAAUAAUCAAUCCUGCUAAUCAAAAAGGGUUUUAGGGCUAGCUGAAAUGACUUGUGGGCUAGUAAAUGCUAGCAACAGCUUGCCUGAAUGGCAGGCUGUAAAACUGACUUUAUUUGCACCCUGGUCUAUACAAGAGAUACAAAAGAUACAAGAAAAAACAUUUUUAGAAAACGUUUAUCAUAGAAGAAUGAUUUGCUGCAAAACAUUGUAUAGAAAUUGAAGCAUCCAACACAAAAUAAAAAUAUACCAAAAUUUCAGGUGAAUGACAGAUAAAUAUAAUAAAACAGCUUUGUUUUGACAAGUGUGAUUAUGAUUUACUUAAUAACAAUGUUCUUUUUUGCAAAGUAAAUUAUUAUUAUGUGGAAAAUAGAUAAGCACUCAUUAAGGAGAGAGUAGUUGGAUUUAAAAACAGGGAUUUCUUUGACCAAAAGGACCAAACAAGCUUUCUUUAAGCUUGAAAAACUGAAGUCAUAUAAAUAAUUUGUAAGCUAUAUGUGUACCACAUAAACUUCCAGCCCUGAUGUUGUACAGAAGUUAGGUUGCUGGUUGCUGGUUGGAGGUUUAGUUGGGAUUAGUGUUUUUUUCUUUUAAUUAGCGCUUUUACUUGUCUGACACAAACUGAAAUUAUUUGCACACACAAUAAAAUUGAAGAAUACAUUAAUUCUAAAUUUAUCUGUUUUAGUUUUCAAGUGGAUGAGAAGAACCUUGAUAGCAUUUGUUCAGGUUACAUUUGGAGGUACCAUUAACAAGUAAGGCUACUGACAGCAGCUGAUUAUGAUACAGAAACCUUUAUACUGUAGCUUAUUCUUUGGAAACGGGUCAUUAUGUUACCCAACAUUACAGCUGGUUGGAUGGUGUUUGUGAAACCAUAAUGCCUUGGAAUGGUCUCACUAAAAAAAAGAAAGCUUAACGCAUCAACUAACAAUAAAAUUGACCUGAUCUUUUCACAGGGAUUCAUGUAAUUGUUAACUAUGUCAAGCCAGAUCAUGGUAAAUGGAAGGAACUGAUGAAUCCUUUCCCAGGGUAAAUCCGUCGGUUCCUUUGAUGUGCUAUGAUCCUAUCUGAUCUUUGGAUCACUGAUCCUGAUCCAGAUCAUCCCAAUGGAAUGCACUCAUGACAAGGAUCCAUGUUACACCCAGCAUAUUUGGAGAAUCUGUUUGAACAGGUUCUUAGAGUCACUGACUACAGACUUUUCUGAGAACACCAGUAAUACAAGAUAUGAUUGUCACUACCAGUGGGUCCUGAUGUCCUUCUGGAUAUUAUCACUCUAAUGGGAUGAUUGUUUCCAUUGUCAGAGAAAUUCAUUGUAUGGUUGAGUGGUUGGUGUCGGAAUCAAUGGUGAUUUACUACAUUCACUUGUUUCGUGACUCCACAUGGCCAGGAGGGGAACUGGCCAAACCUGCUGCACUUCGCACUGAAGCAGUAAGUAUUGACUCUGUUUAUCAAUAGCUCCUAGAUUUUGAAAUAUUUAUUAACAACCUCAUUCCCAGGAUUUUUUCCAGUACUUACAGAAAAGGGGACUGUAAUCCUUUCUAAAGAGAGUUGACCAUACACUGAGAAGACCUGCCAGAAAGCUAGUAGCAGCCAAUUAAUUGGGACUGACCACACAACAUGAAGGCAAACUGCAUUUAAAAAUUGACAAUUAAAAAAAAUUCAAAAUUCAAAAGUUAAACAGAUUUGUAUGGGCAACUAACAAGUAGCCGCUUUGUUUUUAGGAAAAAAUUGAAAGUCGAAAAAGAGCCAAGCAAAAACUACUAAAGAACAUUCCAGGUAAGCUGCGGAUAUGAAUCAGUAUUUUUAUUUGGUGACAAACUUUAAGACAAUCCACCUUUGAACAACCCACCCAGUGAAUUUUCCUUUUUAUCUUCAGAAGUUCUUCAGAAUCUGGUGGGGAAGAAAAACAGUAAAGUUGGAGCUCAAAAGGUAUUAAUAUUAAUUUCUGGUUACAUGUAUGAACACAGUCAAAGGGAAUGGAACUUAAAUGUGUCAGUUCGGGUCCUUUGAUGCUUAUGGUUACCAGCAAACAGAGCAUAGGAGUCGUCAUGCUAACAAAACCUGGAUUUACGCUAAUGUCAUUUCGAAGAACUCGACCCAGUAUUUGCACUGAUGAAAGGCUUCUCCUGAAAAGUUAUUAAUCGGGGGAGGGGGGGGGGGUGGCUGGCCUCUCAGUACCCCUACCCUAUUAUAGUCUAUUCUGUGGCCGAAUAUAGAUCCCAUCGUAGUCACUUUUGGGAAAAUGUUAUUUUCGCGAUCCCAACUUAAUACCUUUCUGGUACUUAUUUUAAACUAGGUCAUCCUGAAAUGAGUUGACACCUUGGUUAAACUUACUGAAGUAAAAAUCUUCCCAUUUUAAAAUCCCUACCUGCCUGAAUUUCCUGAUCCCCAAAUCCCGAAAAUGCGCAAUCCCAUUCUAGUAGCUCUUAUGAAAAUGCGACCUCAUUAUAGUCAAUCCAGCCGUGAAAAUGCGACCCCAUCCAGCGGCACAUCCCCAUUAACCUAUGCUGGGACCCCCCUGGGGGCUUUAUACUGAACUGUAUUGAGGUUUUCUAUUCUUUUUGUAGGUUUUUGAGGCAUUUCAGGACAUCAGAGUCACAAAACAUCUUUUUUAUGUGAGUGUCUUGUUUAGUGGGGUGGAUGAUAAUACUAAUUUUUGCUUAUUAAGAAAGAAAGAGAAAGUAUGGCAUAACUUCGCAUCUAUUUCUUAAUCUUUUGCACCCUCUUAUAAUUUAUUUCUAGAGCUAAUCAGGGAUCCACCUGAAAGCGCUUUACUGGCCCCCGAUGGUUUCAAUGGCCAAGAUCUUCUGAACAAACGUACCUUAUUGUAGCCUCCCACGCAGACGUUCUUAGGGGUUCGUCACGCGUUCCUCCCCCCCUGUUCGUGGGGCAGGAACGCACGACGAACCCUGAAGAACGUCUGCGUGGGAGGGUAAAAAAAAUUGCAAAAUUUAAGACCAGCGAAUAAAAAUCCUCGCGAAAUUUAUUUAAAACGCAGGAAAUUUAAUACCCAUAUGGAAAAUUCUAAUAAUUGUGGGUGACAUGACUCUGGUUUCGGGUGACAUAGCUUUGAGCGAGAUGACUUUGGGGCGACUUGACCGUUAACCUGCCUUACGGAGGUGGCUGCUUAAGAGAGCCAAACUGCAGGAGGUAUUUUACGAGGAAAAGCUCGGAAACAUGUACUUUUUGAUGAGAAUGUAUUGCAAUUUACUAUUUUUAGGUUACACUAUAUGUAAAUCCAUGUUGUUUCUAAAAGUUCUUCUCAUACUCCAAGAAGCGUAGUACAAACAGCGAACACAAAGAUCAGACCACUGUAUCGGGCCGUCGCUUCACGGAUGGGGUUAAAAGCAAUGGAAAAUUCUAAAGCCGUCAUACUUGAAGUGGUCGCAGUCGCUUACGAGAGAUGGUCGCACUUGGAGGAAUGGCUGUAGUUAGUCCUUAAACAUGGUUUCUUAUUAUUGCAGGUUCUUUUUGAACUCAUAUUAUUCACCCUCUGUCCUGAAGUCGUAUCAGAGGAAGUGAAG